CUGCGGAACGAUGUCUAUAUAAACUGGUAAUUCAACAUCAAAUUCAUAAUAGUAGUUACUUAUUGUCAGUGAUACAGUUACAGCAACCAAUAUAAUAUUCGUUGGUUACAGUGAUAAUAAUCUAGCAUUAUUUUUGUUCAAAAAAUAUCUUUCAUUGUUUGUAGUGUUUUGUUUUAACGUGUUUUUGACUAUUUUAAUUUAGUGAAUUUUUUUGUUCGAUCUGGCAGCAAAGGAAGGAAUGCUGAGAACUACCAAGGACUGCCUGGCACUUAGAAUCCGUAUUAACUCCUUACACCAAACUUGGAAGUGGUUGCAUCAAACUAUCGCCCUUCACGACUAUCUCACUGCCCUUACAUCAGCUUCUAAAAACGUGUGUUACAUCAACUUCUUAACACAUUAAGGUACUUUUUAAAGGCACAACAUCUACAAAAUUAAUAUUCGUAAAUACUCUCAUACUAUAUAUACAUAUUUCAAAAUGGCAUUAUUCCAACGUACCUACACAAGAGCAAUUGCUUUGAUUUCAAGAAAUAACAAAUCCUACUCAACAUCGUCAGACCAAAACAUUAAAAAAUCUGUGUUCGUUUCCCAAUCUAAGGACAUUUAUACAAACUUAGCAUUAGAAGAUUGGUUGUAUCGUAAUUUUGAUUUUAAAAAUCACCACGUCUUGAUGUUGUGGCAAAAUGAUCCUUGUGUAGUUAUCGGCAGACAUCAAAAUCCUUGGCUUGAAGCAAAUGUCAACGAGUUGCCAUAUAUUGGCGAACAAGGAGUUCAACUUGCUAGAAGAAAUAGUGGAGGAGGCACUGUGUACCAUGAUAACGGAAAUCUAAAUCUUACAUUCUUUACACCUAGAGAUCAGUAUAAUAGAAAAUACAACCUGGAAAUUAUUAGUAGAAGCCUUUUCAGAAAUUACAACAUGAAAGUGGAUAUUUCCCCCAGAGAAGAUUUGACGAUAAGAAAUUUGAAACAGAUAUCUGGAACUGCUGCAAAAUUAGGAAGAACUAAUGCGUACCACCAUUGUACACUUUUAGUAAAUGUUAAUAAAGUGGAUCUGAGUAUGGCUUUACAAAAACCCGAAGCUGACAUUAAAACUAACGCUACACAGUCAGUGAGAUCAAAAAUCAUGAACUUAUGCGAAGAGAAUCCAAUGGUUAAUGUAAAAAAUCUGAUAACAUCCAUAGGAUGGGAAUACAUGAGGAUGCAUCCACUUAAACUGGUUGAUGGGGGUAUGGAGCAUGCUAAUAAACAAAAUGGCUUCCAGCUGGUGAAUCCUACAGAAGGAUGGUUCCCAGGUUUGACUGAAAUUAAGGAACAGCUUCUCAGUUGGAAUUGGCAAUAUGAAAAAACUCCAAAAUUCAACAUAACUAAGUCCUUCAAGGUUCAUGAUACCCUAGCUGAAAACUAUGGUAUUAAUGAGGACCUAAAGGUUAAUAUGGUUGUAGAGAAUGGAAAAAUUAGUGAUAUUAGCCUCUACGUGCCACCAGGUCUAUCCUCUCAAGGUUUCUCAGGAAAUGCUAACGUUAUUACUAGUCUCAUAGGCCACACAUACUCAGAAGAUGCAGUUCAUGACCUCGAAAUGAUGAUUAAUGGAUUGGUCAAUGAGAAACUAAGAUUUGGCUCAGAACAUUUAAAGCAAGUGAUGAAUUCUUUCUGAUCUAAUCAGAAUACAUAGGUGGAAAAAACAUACCAGUUAUUUAUACAAUAUUCAAAUAAGUACCAAAGAGGAUAAUAUUUUAUAAAUUUUUAUUUUUAAUAUAAUUUAAGUUUUCAACCAAAAAUACCAUAGAAUUAGUACAUAGAAGGUGGCAUAGUGUAAUUAAAAAAUAUAUAUAUAUUGAAUGUGCCAUUCUUAUUUCUGAUAGUUUGCUCAAUAUGGACUGGUAUAUUUUUCACCCAGAAACCUCAACAGACAUUUUAGUUAAUAGUGAAGUAAUUUUUGCAAGUGUGAUUUGCAAUUACCAAAGUUACCAAAUUAACUAACAAAUUUUUGCAAGUGUGAUUGACUACCAAAGUUUUAAUGCUUAAUGUUUAAGCUUUACCUUAAGGAUUCUGUAUGUAUUUUAUGAACGUUUCGAUAUAUUGCUGUUAUGAUUUUCAGAUUUUAUAUAGUUUAAUAUUUAGACAAUUUAGUUUAAGAAAACGCUCCGUACUACCGGUGAACAAGAAUUAAUCAUAUCAUUUAUAUUAAUACAAUUAUUUUUAGUGCACAGUUGCCAUCAAGUUAUUGCAGAAAACCUCAUUCUUAAGCUUACUACAAAGUGAUUUGAAUUUUAGUGGUGUGGUUAAGUUUCCAGCACAGGUAGAAAAUAAAACGAGGCGCUCAGAGCAACAGUGGCCUAACCCACAUCCCACAAUUUUACCAAAAUGCUUUUAUUACAUUAAAGUUAUGCAUUACCUACUUAAAUAUUUUCAUAUGCAGAGUGGCUCAAGCAACCAUUGUUUGAGCUACUCUGCAUCUGAAAAUACUUAAAUAAGGGAUAAGUUUAAUGUAAUAAAAGUGUUUAGGUAAAAUUGUGAGAUGUGGGUUAGGCCACUGUUGCUCUGAGCGCCUCAAAUGUUAAUUUAUUCUAAAUUAUUAUACCUGCUAUUCAGUAUGGUUACAUCUUGAAACUUAACGACAAGACUCAAAUACAAAUGACUGUAAUAGGAUUGAAAUUAAGGUUUGCUGCAAUAACUUAAUGGCACCUAUACUUUAUAGUUACCUACUCUUGUGUUGACUGUGUGGAUAUUCAGAAUAUUUUCAAACACUUUAUUUUGUGUUUAUUUUUAUGUAAGACUGGUUAAAUCUAUAUUUAGUGCUUUAUUUUUAAUUUCAUUUGCUUCAUUUAUAAAAUUUUACUUUUACAAAUUUCUUGUAUUGAUUUGGAGCUGUUGUGCCUUAACUAAAAGUAUGGCAAUAGUGUAUAAUUAAUUAAAAAUAAAUAAAAAAGUACAUACAAAA
This is a messenger RNA of Diabrotica virgifera virgifera (western corn rootworm), 2938 nucleotides long. Its product is annotated as lipoyltransferase 1, mitochondrial. Gene Ontology annotation, cellular component: mitochondrion; cytoplasm. Lineage: Eukaryota; Metazoa; Arthropoda; Insecta; Coleoptera; Chrysomelidae. Gene Ontology annotation, molecular function: lipoyltransferase activity. The record is from RefSeq and is a predicted model, not a curated record. The coding region runs from base 476 to 1651 and encodes 391 amino acids. Gene Ontology annotation, biological process: protein lipoylation. The transcript is spliced from 4 exons.